UCUUUCUCUCUCUAACUCUGCUGAUAUAUAUGUGUAUGUAUAUAUAUACAGAGAUAGAUAUAUAAUCAAAGCCUUGGAAAGAUUACAAAUUGGUAUAAACGAGCUCUAGGACUUUCUCUGUCUAAGAAUCAUCAUCGCCAUUGCUUCAAGAAUCUCUCUCUCUCUCUCUCUCUCUCCAUCUCUGAGACUCUUUCUAUUAUCGGCAAUUGAAGCCGAAGCAGAUUGUUCAAAGGCCGGCAUUUUGGAUUUCGCGUCUGAGUUUUCUUCCAAAGCAAUAUAGAGAUAUGGAUUCCGUUCAGUCACAGCAGAGAAGAGGAGGUUUGGUGUCGCUCUCACCUUCUCAGACGCCGCGGUCGAGCGACAAGGCAGUUCGGGAUCUGCGAUCUGGGGAUUCGAAUUCUUCGAGCAAGCAUGAUAAAGACAAAGGUGUCAAUGUGCAAGUUCUUGUGCGUUGCAGGCCUCUGAGUGAGGAUGAGUUGAGGUUACAUACCCCAGUUGUGGUAACUUGUAAUGAGAACAGGAAGGAAGUUUCUGCAAUUCAGAAUAUAGCUAACAAGCAAAUUGACAGGACCUUUGCGUUUGACAAGGUCUUCGGUCCAGCAUCCCAACAAAAGGAGUUAUAUGACCAGGCAGUGUCUCAUAUUGUGUUUGAAGUGCUUGAGGGCUAUAAUUGCACCAUUUUUGCCUAUGGUCAGACAGGAACAGGGAAAACAUACACGAUGGAAGGUGGAGCAAGAAAAAAGAAUGGAGAGUUUCCAAGUGAUGCGGGUGUUAUCCCAAGAGCUGUCAAACAAAUUUUUGACAUAUUAGAAGCUCAGAGUGCCGAGUAUAGCAUGAAAGUGACUUUUCUAGAGCUGUACAAUGAGGAGAUUACGGAUCUCUUGGCCCCUGAGGAAACCACAAAAUUUAUAGAUGACAAGUCUAAAAAACCCAUCGCUCUCAUGGAGGACGGAAAGGGAGGUGUCUUUGUUAGGGGCUUGGAAGAAGAAAUAGUAUGUACUGCAAAUGAAAUCUACAAAAUAUUGGAGAAAGGUUCUGCAAAAAGGCGCACAGCUGAAACUCUUCUUAACAAACAAAGCAGUCGUUCUCACUCAAUAUUUUCCGUCACAAUUCACAUUAAGGAAUGUACUCCAGAGGGGGAAGAAAUGAUCAAAUGUGGGAAGCUGAAUCUUGUCGACCUUGCUGGUUCCGAGAACAUUUCUCGUUCUGGUGCCAGAGAGGGCAGAGCUAGGGAAGCUGGAGAGAUAAAUAAAAGCUUACUUACUCUUGGUCGUGUCAUUAAUGCACUGGUCGAACACUCUGGUCAUAUUCCAUAUAGGGAUAGCAAGCUAACAAGAUUGCUAAGGGACUCCUUGGGAGGGAAGACAAAGACGUGCAUAAUCGCCACAAUAUCACCCUCCAUCCAUUGUCUAGAAGAAACGCUCAGCACCCUUGAUUAUGCCCACCGUGCCAAAAAUAUAAAGAACAAGCCAGAGAUAAACCAAAAGAUGAUGAAAUCUGCUUUGAUCAAGGAUUUGUACUCCGAAAUUGACAGGCUCAAGCAAGAGGUAUAUGCUGCAAGAGAGAAGAAUGGAAUCUAUAUACCACGAGAUCGUUACCUUCAUGAAGAAGCAGAGAAAAAGGCAAUGACUGAAAAGAUAGAGCGCAUGGAAAUUGAAUCUGACUCUAAAGAUAAGCAAAUUAUGGAGCUUCAAGAACUCUACAGUGCUCAACAACUUCUAACUGCAGAACUAAGUGAAAAACUUGAAUGGACUGAGAAAAAACUCGAGCAAACUGAACAAGUGUUGUUUGAUCUCGAAGAAAAGCAUCGACAAGCAAAUGUGACAAUAAAAGAGAAGGAAUUUUUGAUAUCCAAUCUCCUCAAAUCUGAGAAAGCACUUGUUGAGCGUGCGGUUGAACUUCGAACAGAGCUAGAGAAUGCUGCAUCAGAUGUCUCGAGUUUAUUUGCCAAAAUUGAACGCAAGGAUAAAAUUGAAGAUGGGAACAAACUACUUGUGCAGAAGUUCCGAUCCCAAUUAACUCAACAACUUGAAAUCUUGCAUAAGACUGUUGCAGUUUCUGUGACACAACAGGAGCAACAACUGAAAGAUAUGGAUGAAGAUAUGAAGUCCUUUGUAUCAACAAAGGCUGAGGCUACUGAAGAACUACGAGACAGGCUGGGGAAGUUGAAGACUAUGUAUGGUUCUGGUAUUAAAGCUUUGGAUGACAUUUCUGGGGAGCUUGAAGGGAAUUCUUGGUCAACUUUUGUUGACCUAAAUUCUGAGGUCUCUAAGCAUGCUUCUGCACUAGAGGAUCUAUUCAAAGGAAUUGCCUCAGAAGCUGAUGCAUUACUUAGUGAUCUUGAAAGUAGCCUUAACAAGCAAGAGGAGAAGCUUUCUGCAUAUGCUCAACAACACCGUGAGGCACAUGCCAGAGCAGUGGAAACUGCACGUUCAAUUUCUAAGAUUACUGUGAACUUCUUCAACACUUUAGACACACAUGCGUCCAAUCUGACCCAAAUUGUGGAAGAAGCACAGAGUGUAAAUGAUAGGAAGUUGUCUGAAUUUGAAGAGAAAUUUGAGGAGUGUGCUGCUAAUGAGGAACGACAAUUGUUGGAAAAAGUGGCAGAGCUGCUGGCAAGUUCAAAUGCUAGGAAGAAAAGCCUGGUCCAAUUGGCAGUUAAUGAUCUUAGGGAGAGUGCAACCAGUAGGACCAUCAAACUGCAGCAAGAAAUGUCAACCAUGCAAGAUUCCACAUCUUCCGUCAAGGGCAAGUGGACUCUUCACAUGGAAGAAACAGAAUCUCACUACUUGGAAGAUACUUCUGCUGUGGAAUCGGGAAAGAAAGACCUAGAGGAGGUUCUUCAUAACUGUUUGAAGAAGGCAAAAACAGGUGCACAACAAUGGAGGAAUGCUCAAGAAUCCUUGAUCAGUCUAGAAAACAAAAAUGUUGCAGCCGUGGAUUCCAUUGUCAGGGGUGGGACGGAAGCCAUCGAGACCCUGCGUGCAAGGUUUUCCUCUGCUGUUUCAGCUGCACUUGAAGAUGCAGAUAUUGCAAACAGGAAUAUGCUUUCAUCCAUUGAUCAGUCGUUACUACUUGACCAUGAUGCAUGUGGAAACUUAAACUCGAUGAUUGUUCCUUGUUGCGGAGAUCUGAGAGAAUUGAAAGGUGGCCAUUACCACAAGAUUGUGGAAAUCACCGAGAACUCAGGAAAAUGUCUUCUGGAUGAAUAUGUGGUGGACGAACCAUCUUGUUCCACACCAAGAAAGAGGUCAUUCAAUCUACCAAGCGUUGCAUCUCUUGAAGAACUCAGAACCCCGUCUUUUGAGGAAUUGUUGAAGUCAUUUUGGGACUCCAAAUCAGUAAAGCAGGCAAAUGGGGAUUUAAAACACGUUAUUGCAGGCGCUUAUGAGGCCGCUCAAUCAUUAAGAGAUUCCAGAGUUCCUCUCACAGCUAUUAACUGAGGAAAGAGGAGAGCUUUCUCAGACAAAGUAUAGUGGAGAGAGAAAAAGCGUGUACAUAGUAUAUGGUCUAAUAUGUACUCUAUUACUGAGCUCUCAUAUUCGUUAUUGUUUCUUUUCCUUUUAAAACAGGGAAAACGAAAUUAUUACUUUUUUAAAGGUG
This is a messenger RNA of Morus notabilis, 3603 nucleotides long. RefSeq names its product kinesin-like protein KIN-5D. Bases 285 to 3443 code for a protein of 1052 amino acids. NCBI's taxonomy places the organism in Eukaryota, Viridiplantae, Streptophyta, Magnoliopsida, Rosales, Moraceae. The transcript is spliced from 23 exons. Gene Ontology annotation, molecular function: microtubule binding; ATP binding; plus-end-directed microtubule motor activity. Gene Ontology annotation, biological process: microtubule-based movement. The record is from RefSeq and is a predicted model, not a curated record.